GCUGCGGGAUUUGCGCGGAUAGUCGCGGGACUCGGCGUUACUCGGGUCAGACGCGGAAGUGUCCGGAUUAAAGGGGAAGUUCCAGCGAGUCUCACACCCUGAGUAUCAGCGGCUUCUCUUGUCGGAUUAUAAACGGGGCCCGGCUGUGCUGAAGAUUCCCAGUGACAUUUACUCCUGGACUUUCCCUGUACUGGAAAUUUUACUUCUCACCUGCCCCCCCCCCAGCAUGUGUCCGACAGGAAUGUGGAUCUUCCUGGGAGUAAUUUACUACCUGCAACAAGGUUUAGCGACGGCGCUGCAGGUGAUCAUGGAAAAAGAGAACAUUCAGGUAGCGAGGGGUCAGUCGGCGGCUCUUUUCUGCUCCUUUACCACGAGCGCAGCCCUCACCAACCUCAACAUCAUCUGGACGGUGACUCCGCUCUCCAACGCCAACCAACCUGAGCAGAUUAUUAUCUAUCAGGGAGGACAAGUAUUUACUAACGCUGCCCAGUUCCAUGGGCGAGUGGGGUUUAUGCACACCAUGCCAAACACCAAUGCCUCCAUCUACAUCAACAACACCCAGUUGUCUGAUACAGGAACCUACCAGUGCAUGGUCAAUAACCUUCCGGACAGGGCAAUCCGGAAUAUUGGCGUUGUUGGAUUUACUGUUUUAGUGCCUCCUUCGGACCCACGUUGCAGCAUUCAGGGUUCCCUGGAUAUCGGCAGUGACAUCACAUUGGCGUGCAGCUCAGAGGAAGGAAUCCCCCGACCCACGUACCUCUGGGAGAAACUUGACAACACCCAUGGCCUCCCAGCUUUAGUAGCGCAAGACCAAUUUCAAGGGACGGUUUUGCUGAAAAACAUAAGCACUGCAUCGUCUGGGCGGUACCAGUGUGUGUCAUCCAAUCUGAUGGGGGCAAGCACUUGUCUCAUUGACCUGCAGAUUGUGGCACCUAAGCACCAAAGUGUGAGCCUCAUUGCUGGGGCAAUAGCUGCAGGAGUACUGGUUCUAAUCCUCUGUAUAGUCGUCAUGGCUGUGGGCUUAUUCUACUGGAGGAACAAGCACAAGGAGGAGGAGGAAGAGAUACCCAAUGAAAUUAGAGAGGACGAUCUCCCUCCAAAGUGCUCAUCAACUACCAAAGUCUAUCACCCUGAUGCCUCCUUUUCUGAGCAGGACACCCUCACCUCUACCAAUACUUACAAUGGGAACUACUGGAACAGCACUAAGUCCAAUUACUCCACUGGCUCUUACGUUCAUUACAACUGCAACGGCUGCCGUCAGUCAACUUCUCGCUCGGUCACUGGCCCAAUUCGGUUAGCGUACGCUAAUGGUGGACAACCACCCCCUGGUCCCCCAAAGACAUUGGUGGUGACAGCAAACACUGCCCCUUCUCCCAAGACUGGAUCUAGGAGCAACGGCACAGUAGGCAGAAAAGCCAAGCCGUCCCAAACUAGGUCUUACGCAGUGAGCCAGGCCACACUGGAGAGAAUAGGCGGCGUGCCAGUGAUGGUUCCAGCACAAAGCAGAGCCGGCUCCUUGGUAUAGGAGGGUGUGGAACAUUCUCUAGUGAUGAAGAGAGCAUGGUUAGCAUGUGGGAUGUUAGAAACCAUCCUUGCUCUUCUGUCUUUUCAUCCAGAUGGUUAGUUAUAAGUGCUGGAAUGGACCAGUCUUUUGCUCACCAGAGAGAUGACAAAAAAUCCCUGGGACAUGGAUUAACCAGGGGAAUGUGGACUGUUUUGCAGAGAUUAGAAUUCAUCCUUGCAGUGCCAAGCACAGCCAUAAGGGCUUCCAGUGCAGAAUAGCUUAUGUGCCUCCCUUGCUCCUUCCCAAGUCAACACACACUGACUCAUUAUUGGCUUUACUUUUGUACCACCUGCCUUGAUUAGAAAUAUACUUGUUUUCUUGGUAGAUAAUGAUGGUGCUAUGGAGUCCCCACUGAACACCAGCUAGCAUUAUCUCAAUUGUGUUCCUUUAUGACCAUAAGGACAUGGUCAGCCCCCUUUUUCUCACUCCAGCACUUUAGUAAGAUCCAUCUAGAGCACCAGUCAGCAUUUGUUGGGAAAAACCAUAGCCAGGCAGGUUCCUAUUUCGGAAGAAUUUGUGGACCAUGAGCAGAACUGAACUAAUUAGAAACAACAACACUAUUCAGUGAUGUAUACGCUUUAGAGAAUGUCCAAACCCCCUUGGGAGUCAGAGUUUGGGAGGGGGCUUGAGGCCUUGGAGACCUCUCUCCAGCACCCAACACAUUUAAUGCUGGUAUCCUGUGCAUAGAUUAUGUGCAGUGAAACUCAGCAGUGCACUUCUUUUCCUAUAGUCUUUGAUUCAACAAGUGGCAAUCUGUAACCGUCAGGAAUUCUACAAUCCAACUAUAGACACACCUCUUUAUUCGUCAACUUGUGUUCAUUUCUAUGUCAUGGGGCACAUUUAUCAAAUAAGAAAGAUACAAUUAGUACAAAAAUUGUCCAGAUGCUGUUUCAAAAUUCAGUGGUUAAUAUUUUUUUUUAGAGGUUUUUGAGGAUAAUUCUCAAUUUUUCUUUGAUAAAUGUGCCCCUUCUCCCUGUAAGGUUUUGUUACAGUGUUAUUUUUAGUUAAUUGGUGUCAUCCACUUGUCCCAGUUGAGGAUGAUGGAGCUAUAAUCCUUGAUUUAAAUUGCCUUGAUGCCCCCUACCCUUCCCAUAUUGAAAUCAAACACUGGAAAACUCCUAUUUACAAGCAAUGUGGCCUUGGUUCAAUUUCCCUAACAAGUUUGGUGAUGCAAUAAAUCAUGCAUUAAGUAAAAAAUAUUUUUUCAAUGGGAACUUGCUCAAGCUAAAACAAAAGAAUAUUUUCUAUUGGUAAAUACUCAGAAGGACUAUGCAUUUCCUUUUCUAAAAAGCCAUACUAACGGGAUUGCUGGCAGGUCUGUCUUCAUAUCUAGCUCCAUAGAAUUCACGUUUGUGAGGACUGAGAUCUUUGGAUGAAGACCAUCAAUGUUCUGCUACAAUAUUCUUCAAACAGGUGGCAUUGAAUUUGACGGGCUGUCAACAUCCUUUCAGUCAUUUUACCAAACAUUCUUGAAAUAGUUUCCAUUAGAAAUGGUUUGAUGAUGCCAUAACAUUGGUGAAAAUCUAAACAAAUGUCCUUAUUACUGUUUUCAUCAGUUCCUUCAUAUUAGAAGAGCCAUUGUCCAUACAAUGGCUGUCAAUCUUAAAUAAGAUAAAAUAAAUAUCUCCAUGUCAUCCCUGAACCUGAUUUACAGGUAAUUACACUUUUCCCCCGAAACCAGAGAAACAUUGGGGCUUGGUCAAGCCCACUGUGCCGCCAGUAAUGACUCUUCUUUAGAUACUGAAGAAGGGAGUCAAACCUGGAAGUUCAGGCUGAUGUUCCUCUAAAACAAAUAGCCAAGGAUGAUGGAUAUUACUUUUUUAAUUAUGUUACUUUAGUCAUACUACUUAUUUAAGGCAGACAUUUCCAAACUGUGAUGGAUAAGAGGCUAAACAUCCCUUAUAUUGAAAUUUGAAGUUGAAUGCUUGUUUUCCAUCAAGCUCUAAACUCUGAAGGCUAAAGGGUUCAAACAGUGGAUGGGCCCAUCCCUUAUUUUUGACAUUUGAAGGUGAAUGCUUGCUGGCAUGCAUGCUACAAGAACUAUAGCAGAACUGGGGUGAAGGUUAAAAAUGAAGGUGGUUCUUACCAAGUGGUGGAUACCAAAGGGAUACUUGAACCUAAAAGCUUUGAAGACCUCUGCCUUAAAGUAAGUAUAGGCAAGUCAACAACAUCUCAUGCAGGUAUUAUUUAUAGCUGUGGUCUUGUGACCUGGAUUUGGACUAAAGUAUUUUUAACACUCAAAAACAGGCUUUUUUUAGGCAACUUACUACAUCUUCCCAACACAAUAACAUCUUCCUGCCGGUAGAUCUGUAGCAGACCUUCUCUCUCGCAAGCCUCAGAGACCUGCGCUGCUUAACUUUUUUGUAACCGUUGUUCCAUAAGUCCACUUGAGCACUCAGGGUUAUGGAUGUCUGUGCUUUUCGACACAGAGCUAGAACAUAUUAAUUAAUCACUGAAUACUUAGUUCUUACUAACUAGACUCUUAGCAGAUCAUUUAAGGAGUAAAUUUAAGCUAAUGGUCCUUAUUGCUUUAUAGAUGGGUCUAAAAAAAGACUACUUUAUAUAUAAUUAGACAUAUAAAAGGACAGAUGGACUUGGCUAUAUUGAUGCAUUUGGUGCCAGAUGCUUCAGUUAAUCCCAUUCCAUCUGUAGGUGGGGCUGUCCCCAGAACAUCAUGGCGAAAAGCAAUGCAUUAAUAAUUGGCAAUGAAUAAAGUGUAUUGAGAGACUGUACCAUUCCCCCUUCUUGCAUUUUGCCUUCCCCCUAGAAAAUAUGCAUUUUGGUUAUGUAGAAGAAUGUCUGAAUAAUACCAGAGGUGCAUAUUACUGUCUCUUGUAAUGACUUGAAUACUGAAGCUAAUUAUUUGCAGCAAGGCUUUUGCCAGCAUUCACAAUUAAAAUAUAAAGCCACCCGUGGGGUGGAGCGCUUCCGCGGAUAUGACUUUGCAUGGUAGCAUACAAUUAAAUGAAUGGAUACAUCUAUUGUUAUGGGGAAAAUGGGUUUAGACUUAUUUUGUUUACUAAUGAUUUUUGAGGUCCCACAACUGGAUUUGUUGCACUGAUCCCUCUUGCAGGACACAGAGACCACCAUGUAUUGAGCCUAAGAUCAUUUUUCUGCUCAAGCAGUGGUUAUUUACUUGAGAUAGACAUGACUAUAGUUUUGAGGGGCCUCAGGCUAAAAGUAGUUUUAACAGUCUAGGGACCACCCGGCUCAUCUUAAAGUAAAAUAUCCAACAGAUUUUGGCUUCUAAAAUACCUGAAGGGCUUGGUGAUAGGGCAAAACUGAUAUGUGUUUCUGUUGCUUUCUUGCAACACAAAGUCUAGUCUUACUGUUGCAUUUGACCCAAGCCUCAACUCAUUCUCAUUGCCAUUCUGACCUACCAUCUCAAUUUUGUCCACAUUUUUCUUUUAAUAAUGUUGCCAACUUGCCUUAACUUUUUCACCUAGCCCUUCUUUUGCUGUAUUGCUCUGUUAUACGUCACCCAUUCUACCAACAACGUCUCCUCUGCAGGCCUCCAUUGUAUCUGUGGCUUGAGGCAGCGACCCCUCAUUGUACCCCAUAAAGAUAGCUCCAACUUGAGAGUUUCAGGGAUUUGUUCUGCUCUCAGAGGAACUGAAAUAUGUGUGAUCCUUUAAGAUGACUCACCAUUCUCCAACAGGUCCCCAAACUGUGUGGCGUGACCCUUCUUCUGUGCUCUCAAGCCGACAGUGAGUUGCCUAGUCUGAAGGUCACACAGAAUAAGAUUUGAUAUACAUGUCUAUUGGCUCUCCUGGAUAUUUCUAGAACACUGUUGCGGAAUAUAUUUGUUGCCCAGAAAUAGAUUUAAUUGCUAUUGUAAUUAUGGUGACUUUUCUUUUUUUUACCUCCGAUCAUAAGUUUGGCCAUCCAGAACGGUCCUCAGUGGCUCAGCCUGAAGGUCAAAUAGGUAAGAUUUGGGGUGAGUGGUUAUUUGUGCCCUGGGUACCCCUGGAACUAUAGCA
Molecule: messenger RNA, 5544 nt
Organism: Xenopus laevis (African clawed frog)
Lineage: Eukaryota; Metazoa; Chordata; Amphibia; Anura; Pipidae
Product: immunoglobulin superfamily member 11
Exons: 7
Coding region: 227-1525 (432 amino acids)
Source: RefSeq, a predicted model, not a curated record